AUGAUUAUUUUUUUUUCUAUUGUAGCCACAGAACCAUCAGACACAAGACAUGAUAGGACUCGAAGGUUCCAAAAUCAACUGGCUUCCUUACCUGUCAACACUGAAGUGGUCACAAGUUUGACAUCGUUUUACAAUGUAAACAACUUUAUUGCUAUUCAUGCAGUAUGUGGAAAUCCACAUGGGGAAGAUUUGACAGGAACAACAGAUGAUGAUGAUGAUGAUAAUGAUGAUGAUGACUUUAACAGUGACCCGAAUUAUGGAUUCAGUGACUUAGCUUCCCAGGAACAUGGAAGUUAUAACAGUGGUCCCUCAAGUGACAUCAGAUUGAAUGACAAUCUGGACUUGUCACAACUGGAUGCUGGUGAUGGAGUGAUGGGAUGCAUGGGUGCAGGGAGGGGAUGCACGGGUGCAGAGUUGUGCACUUCUGGGAGAUACAACCAAGGUCCAAGCAGCUUGCCUGAGGGUGCGGAGUACUGUAUGACCGGUGAAGCAAAUGAACAGACAGGAUUGAAGACAGCAGCUCCAUCACGUUUAGCUGAAGAACAUCGGGAGGCACAGCAGCAUCCUGCCUCAAACUGUGGCGAGUACUUUCCUCUUCAAACCAACUCGUCCGGCUACAUAACAGAAGCAAUCAGCGCUGCCAAUCUAAGAGAUCAACAGAAUAGGUUUCGUCCAAUACUGGAGGCCUUUCUUGAAGCAUUGCAAACUAACCGAAAAAAUAACCAGCAGACAACAGGGCAACAGGUGGAAGACGAAGAUGAGAUUCCAUCAACUGUGGCUACUGCGAUCAGUCUCCAGCCCCACCCUGUAGUCAUACCCCAGCAUCUGCACUGGCUGUAGUAGUAGCAGCAGCGGGGAGCAACAGGGAUGAAGAAGACGAUGAAGUAGCUGGGAGUGAUGAAGAGUUGGGACAAGAUAGUACAGAUAAUUAAAUGUAUGUUGUUAAAUAUUGAAAACUGAGAGUCAUAUUGAACAUGGUAUAACAAAAAAAUUCAAAUGGUAAUGAGUGAGUAAGUAAGUGAUCGAGUGAGCGGUUUAGUUUUUUGCCACUUUUAGCAAUAUUCCAGCAAUAUCACUGCAAGGGGACACCAGAUGUUAAUGAAUUGUGGUCUGUUUACCUGUAUGACAACAAUGUAAAGGUAUGUUAAACCAGUUUCAUUGUAUUUUGCCCUGAUAGCAUAAGACUUCUAUACAGGUAUAGCUCAAUUUUAGUCAGGAUUACGAAGUUAUUUAUUCUGUGAGCAUCAUGCUUGUAUUAAGUAAUCAGUUUGUGUAUCAUCUAAUAACCGGGAUAUCUGUCUUAAGUCAACCAGCAUAGUUACAGCAAGCAAUUAUAUCUAAAUUCUAUCAUAGUAGGAAAUAAUUGUAUUUCAUGAUUUUGUUGGUUUAGUAGAUUAGGAGUUCCAUGUUGUUAAAGACAACCGAAGAGGACUAAAUAAAGUCCAAUCAGUAGGACUGCACGGUAACCAUUAUGGCAACAUACCUGUGACUUUCAAAUGAUAUGUCUUGCAAUAUGUUUUCUGAGAACCAAUAUUUUGGGUAAAAAUACAUAUGAAGUUAUUAUCUCUAAAGUUUAAAUUACAAUCUACACAGACUUUCGUUCACAAAGGAUGCUUUCCUUUGUAAUUCGUUGACAAUAUGACAUACCUUAAUGCUAUAAAUUGUAUAAAAAUGAAAAUAGAAUCCUUAACGAUCCAACUGAUCAGAACAUGUUAUUAUAGCAUCUGCAUGUACAAUCACUGUCGCUCACUGUCAAACACUUCAGCUCCCAAUAUAUCGCGAUACAUAUCGCAAUGCUGGGUACCUGAAUUGCAAUAGAUCACAAUAUUUACUAAUCAUG
Molecule: messenger RNA, 1840 nt
Organism: Haliotis rubra (blacklip abalone)
Lineage: Eukaryota; Metazoa; Mollusca; Gastropoda; Lepetellida; Haliotidae
Exons: 3
Coding region: 1-840 (279 amino acids)
Source: RefSeq, a predicted model, not a curated record